Dreissena polymorpha is the source of this 2188-nucleotide messenger RNA. RefSeq lists its product as uncharacterized. Lineage: Eukaryota; Metazoa; Mollusca; Bivalvia; Myida; Dreissenidae. The coding region runs from base 144 to 1697 and encodes 517 amino acids. The transcript is spliced from 6 exons. Gene Ontology annotation, molecular function: zinc ion binding; N-acetylmuramoyl-L-alanine amidase activity. Gene Ontology annotation, biological process: peptidoglycan catabolic process. The record is from RefSeq and is a predicted model, not a curated record.
AAAACGCAGGGCAAUAAAGAACAUAUUUUCAAAGUAGAACUGAUAAGAGGAUUUUACUGCAGAUUAAACUGGUGUCAAUAUGAUAUUACCUGCUGUUAUACGGUUGACUUCAAGAGAACCCAUCACUCGGUGCAUAUAAUCUCAUGAGGAUGGCCGUCACCACCAACAUAUUUGCCGACAAGCAGACCAACAACUGGUUCAAGGCGUGCAUAGCCCUGAAUGUCACAAAGGAAGGGCUUGCUCACUUCGUUGACACAGAGAUAAAAAAAGUACAAACUGCUGUUGGUAAAAGUUGCGGAAAUUGUUGUACGGAGAACCUAAUAGUAUGUCCCACUAAAGGGAUUUGUAAAAACCCAAAGAACUGCAACUACCAUACACAAACCAAGCAACCGCGCAAAUGUCCAAUGAAUGUAUGUGACCUCGUCGCCAAAAGUAUUACCUUACAACAUAGAUAUAAUGGACCAUCUUGGUUGAACACCAAAGCGGAACUGUGGUCGACAGAUCAUUGGCAAAUCGCCAAAUGUUUUUUCCCACCAGAUGGAUAUAUUAAUGUUUCGUCGAUUUAUGAAACGGAUUUCAAUGGUGUCAUCAACGUGCUUCUUAAUUGCAAACAUUUUGAUAGUUGUAUUUCCUUUACUAUUGCAACGAAGCAACCGGACCCAGCAUGCCUUUUAACACGGGCCCGUCAAAUAGGCCGAGAUAUUCGUCACACAUCCGACUGCAAAGUUACAGAUGAUGAACUACGUGACUUCCUUCAAACAUUGGAUACGCUUCUGGCAGAUCCAAAGUGUUUAGCCCAGGAUCCUGUUGCUUCAUCAGCAAGAACUAAACUUGUCAAUUUGCAGAAUGAUCGUCUUACACUUGCUGAAGUGGGAGAGCUCUUAAAAGAGGCCAAUCAGAUCCUAACUCAGGCACGAGAGGCCGGAGAACGUUUUUCAGAAAAUGCUGAAAGGACCAUAACAGAAUGUCUGAAUACCUUAGAGGCUGCUAUACUUGCGGGAGAACUACGAAUUGAAAACAAGAUACAGGAUGGAAUUGAGCGUUUGACAGGGCACGGUGCGAACGUUGAAUGGUUCAAUUCGAGAUGGAACAAAAUUGCACAAGAUCAAGGGCUAUGCGAUGCAGAAGAAGAGGAGUUAGUGCUUAACAUGAACAAUGUUACCAUGGUGACGAGAUCUCAGUGGUAUGCCCUAUCCUCCAAAGAAGAUGCACAAUAUAUGACGAUGCCAGUGAGCCACGUGUUCAUAUACCAUACGAUGAUGAAUGAGUGCUUCUCGAAAAGAGAAUGUGCCAUAGAGAUGUGCAAAAUACAACUUAUUCAUCAAUAUAAUAAUGGAUGGGCCGAUAUCGGUUACAACUUUGUGAUCGGACAGGACGGUAGGGUAUACAUGGGUCGAGGGUGGGAUCAGGUCGGGGCCCACACGUUGGGCUGGAAUAAUGUAUCAAUUUCAUUUGCAUUCACGGGAAACUUUACGGGAAAACUGCCCACUGACGUCGCCUUGAAGGCUCUUGAGGCUGCUCUUGUCCUUGGUGUGAAACUCGGUAAACUCACGCCCGACUUUAAGCUGCACGGUCACAGGGACGCAAGGCCUACGGAGAGCCCAGGGCAGAAGCUGUACGAUCUGAUUCGUACACAUAAACACUAUGAGCCCAUUGGACCGAACAUUGUUACUUUCUCUCCGAAAUCUCUUGUAUGACAUUUUAAUAUAUGUCAACUUUUUGCAUCGUUGUCUUGCACUCUUUUUGUUUAUUAACAUAAUUUGUUUUUUAUUAUUGUUUGCCUGAUAUGUAAACACAUGUUAAGACUGUAUUGUAGAUAGAUCGUUAUCCCUCUCUUCCAAGAUAUCUGUAUAUUAUGUGAAUGUAAAUUUUAUUUCAUGACAUUUGCUUUAUGUGUUCGUUAAUUAUACCAUAAACAUGUGAAAUAUGUAUCUCAAAUUAGUUUGUUAUAUCACUGCUAUCUUAAGAGUGCAAGUGGCUUUUUGCUAGUAACCAAGUAUGUGUCGAUAAUAGUAGAGUAAUAUUCUCGUUAUCUUUGUUAACUAUGUAUAUGUAAUUGAUUUUGACAUUAAUAAUUAUUGUGCACAUGGCAUACAGUUUUGAUCGAGUAAGAUAAUUUGCAUCGGAUUUAUUUUUUAAUAUGGUGAAACUGUUCUGUUAAAAUUAUAAAAUAUGCAAUAACUUUGAA